AUGUCGUCAUCCCCAUCUUCUGCGUCUAGCUCAUCGCACCCAAACCCAAUAACCCUGCACGUAGCCUUCCGGGGUACAACACACACGCUCUCGCUUCCACCCGACACACCGCUCGAUGCGCUACAUGCGCGGAUCGAGGAGCUCACGGAGGUGCCGCCUGCGCUGCAGAAGCUGUUGUACAAGGGUAAGCGCUCGAUAGCGGCUGGUGGAGAUGCGACUGUGGAAGCGGUGGGAUUGAGGGAUGGGGUGAAGGUACAGAUGCUUGGCUCGACGAUGCGCGAGGUUGAGGGUGUUAGAGCUGUGGAAGGGGAGAGGGCGCGCAGGGAGGGUGUGAUGCACAAGAGGGCGAUGAAGCCUGCUGUCAAGGUGGGGACUACAGGGCCAGCGGGAAACUCGAUAUCUACCCUUUCUUCCUCCUCUUCAUCCAGCUCGCUCCAACACCGCUUCCACGCCCUCCAGCCACUCGCACACCUCCCCAACCCCGACGCUGCACAUGCUUUGCUAACUAAACUCUCCUCGGACCCCGCGAUCCUGCACAUCAUGCACACGCACCAGUUCUCCGUCGGGCUGCUGACGGAGCUCGCGCCGCACGAGCACCCGGAGCUGCUUGGGUUGAAUGAGAAUAGAGGCGAGAAGAUCAAGUUGCGGUUGAGGACGGAUAAGUAUGAUGGGUUUAGAUUGUAUAGUGAUGUGAGGAGGGUGCUGUGUCAUGAGCUGACGCAUAAUGUGUGGGGUGACCAUGAUGAGAAUUUCAAGGCGCUUAAUUCGAAGCUGAAUAGGGAGGUUGCGGAGUACGAACGCGCUGUGGCGCAGGGAACGCAUUACCUCUCCGGGCGGCCUGGCGAGGUGUACGAGCCAGCAGCUGAACUCGAGGCCGAGGCGCGCGCGUACACCCUCGGCGGCGGCGCCUCUUCGUCAAGAGCUGUUUCAGAUAGUAUGGCUGCGUUUGAUGUGGAGACGCAGGAGGAGAGGAGGAUGCGUGUGUUGGCUGCGACGAUGAACCGGCUGAGGAAGGAGGAGGAGGAUAUUGAGCAUUCGUGCGGGACGGGGAAGGGGCGCGCGUCGAGGACGAGCGCCUAA
Psilocybe cubensis is the source of this 1080-nucleotide messenger RNA. RefSeq names its product DNA-dependent metalloprotease WSS1-like protein 2. The record is from RefSeq and is a predicted model, not a curated record. Gene Ontology annotation, molecular function: protein binding; proteasome binding. The transcript is spliced from 3 exons. The coding region runs from base 1 to 1080 and encodes 359 amino acids. Lineage: Eukaryota; Fungi; Basidiomycota; Agaricomycetes; Agaricales; Agrocybaceae.